AUGUCCGAUACCAGGCAGCGGCGCUCGCCGCCUCCGACACCCAACCCACUGACACGGUUCGACAGCAUGUCGCCCGUAUCACCAUUCUUCCCCCGGCCCUUCUCUCCGAGCCCGCCUCCCCCUUACGCUGCCAGGCCACCCACACCGAAAGGGAAAUCAUCCGUGCUCGCCCUAACACGAACACGAAGACCAGUGUUCUGCUCCGUAUUCGCUAUCCUGUUCGGCAUCCUCAUCUAUCUGAACAUCGCUUUCUACCGCUCUUCUGGUUUCUCUAUCCAUUUCGCACAAGCGCAACACCUGAAUGAUACCACGGAGAUGCCGGCGGCCCGAAUAUCAAAGAAGCCUAGGAUCGAGCGCUUAAAGGUCCUGCGUGGGGAACCGACUGAGAAAUUCCGAGACAAUCUUCGCGACGAUCUCAACUAUGUACACUCAUGGAUCUCAGCAGGCUGGACAAAUGAUCUCAUGACGUACGCCAAUGUCAUUUACAUCGGCCUCAUCAGCGAGCGGGUGCCCAUCGUGCACUACUUCAACUGGGACGUUCCCGGCACGCCGACGGACGUGCGCACGCUUCCAUUCAGCGAGGUCUUCGAUCUUGAUAGGCUCAGCAACGAGAUUCAACUGCCCGUCGUGGAAUGGGAUGAGGUGAAGGAUCCGAAAAGCAAAGAGGUGGAGGAGCUCGGGUGUUGGAAUGUGUGGGAGGCCGUUCAGUAUCGCGAUCCCAAUCCGCGCUGGCCAUUCAACAAUACCUGGGCGAAGCAGGGCCUAGACAUAUCCUGGACAACUGUUCCCUCCACGGUGAAGAUCAUACCCAACUUCGAGCACGACCAAUGGGCGCGCAUCUGGGACCUUGCGGCGGUGACAUUCAACUACGGACGCUCGCAAGCUCUUGGUCAAGUCAAGGAGUCGAGUCUGUUCCACCAUGCCUCGCCUCCAGAUGAACAAUUGGCGUGCUUCGAUUUCGUUUACUUCGCUGCUGCCGUUCAUUCGGAAGAGUUCUGGUACUCCCUAAGCCCUGUAUGGCGGGAAGUCGGUACACAUAUACACUGGCAACCGGCCAUACAAGAGCUCGGCAACGAGUAUAUGCGACGCAUGUUCAACGUUCCAACUGGCGGCGCAAUCCCACCCUUCAUCUCUAUCCACGCACGCCGCGGUGACUUCUUCGACUACUGCGACCAAGCCGGUCUCGCGCGCGAAACUUGCUACCCGACAAUGGACGAGUACAGAUUCGCCAUCGACCGUCUCCGCACCGCGAUCGAAGAUAAGCUCGGCGUAUCUCCUACGCACGUCGUCAUGCUCUCAGACGAGACCGAUCCAGCAUGGUGGGCGGAAAUCCGUGCGCAGGGGUGGUACGUCCCAGACCACGAGGGUGCGGGGACGCUUGAGAAGUACGGGUGGUGGUACCCGGUCAUCCUGGACGCGGUUAUUCAGUCAAGCGGCGUCGGACUCUUGGGCACCCCGGCUUCGACCUUCUCGUUGAUCGCUGGUCGGAGGGUCAUGGACUGGCAGGGUGGCGUGUAUCAUGAGAUAGCGUGGGCCAACCGUGAAUCAAAACUGGGUGUGCCGGUGCCAUAG
Peniophora sp. CBMAI 1063 is the source of this 1572-nucleotide messenger RNA. The record is from the annotation of a GenBank genome assembly. NCBI's taxonomy places the organism in Eukaryota, Fungi, Basidiomycota, Agaricomycetes, Russulales, Peniophoraceae.